UCAUCCUCUAUUGUCAUUGCAUUAUGACCUCAUACAAAUUGAACGUCAAAAGAACUCUACUGUAAAGUGAUGAUAUAAAAGAAAUGGCAAAAAAGACUUACGACUUAUUAUUUAAAUUAUUACUAAUUGGCGAUUCCGGCGUCGGUAAAACUUGCAUCUUAUUCAGGUUUUCUGAUGACGCCUUUACCACAACCUUUAUUUCCACAAUAGGAAUUGACUUUAAAAUCAAAACCGUCGAACUUCGAGGUAAGAAAAUCAAAUUGCAAAUAUGGGAUACGGCCGGUCAGGAGCGCUUUCACACAAUCACCACUUCGUAUUACAGAGGAGCAAUGGGGAUUAUGUUGGUUUAUGAUAUAAGUAACGAGAAAAGUUUCGAAAAUAUAGUUAAAUGGUUAAGAAAUAUAGACGAGCACGCCAAUCAAGAUGUGGAAAAAAUGAUUCUGGGUAACAAGUGUGAUAUGGAGGACAAGAGGACUGUUAGCAAAGAACGAGGCGAAGCGAUUGCGAGAGAACACGGUAUUAGAUUUAUGGAAACGUCAGCAAAGGCAAACAUAAAUAUAGAAAGAGCUUUUAAUGAAUUGGCGGAGGCAAUUUUAGAUAAAACUGCGGGUAGGGAGUCGGGAGAUCAUAUCGAUAGAGUAAUGGUGGACAGACGCCAACAGGCGAACACUUCAAGAUCUUGCUGUAAUAAUUAGAUUAAUUUUAAGCAUCAUUGAAUCCUCACCAAAUUAAGUUUUUUUCUUUCAGUAUGAUACCAAUGUACGUAGAUUUACGCUUUCGUAUGAAAUUUUUAUAAAUACCGCCUAUUGUGUUUACAUUUCAUUUUGCAACACGCAACCAUUAUGUGAUCCAUUAACAUUUAAAGUGUAGUGUAAAAAAUGCAAUAAUCAUGUUGUUUUGUCAGUUUGAGAAUGUGCAUUACGUUGAUUUUAAAAGGUUGAAUUUUGUACACAAACCGUACCGGAACAUCGAAUGACUCUUUUCAUUGGGGUGAUUUCAGUGUUUAAUAAAAUAUCGGCGACACCAGCAGUUUGUUUGGCUUUUUCAAUAAAUGUUAGAUACAAUUUAUCACAGUUGUAGCUUGUCACCUAAUUAUUUGUCACCAUAAACAUAAAUGUAACACUACCUACUUAAACUUUGUAUAUAUUUGUAUUUUGAUAAUUAUCUCUUUAUAUAAAUGUUUAUAGGAGUUUAA
Molecule: messenger RNA, 1195 nt
Organism: Photinus pyralis (common eastern firefly)
Lineage: Eukaryota; Metazoa; Arthropoda; Insecta; Coleoptera; Lampyridae
Gene: Rab10
Product: ras-related protein Rab-10
Exons: 5
Coding region: 84-695 (203 amino acids)
Biological process (GO): cellular response to insulin stimulus
Cellular component (GO): recycling endosome; insulin-responsive compartment; Golgi apparatus
Molecular function (GO): GTPase activity; GTP binding
Source: RefSeq, a predicted model, not a curated record